CCCGCAAUAAUACCACGUUCGAUCUCUGUCUCAUUGGAAAUAACUCUCUCUCUCUCUCUCACUCUCUCUCACACACACACACACACAGAACCUAUUCGGAGGCGAAGUUCGCUUGCCAAUUUGUGGAGUGGGAUUUGAGAUUUGCAACAGUGGCAUAUGCGGUCUAUUUUUGGCAGUUGCUUACAAGAUUGGUUUCUGCGUAGCGCCUGGGCUUUGAUUUGAGCAGCCUUUCUAUCAUAAUGGGAACCUCACUUCGCGGUGGGGCUUUUAGGAAGUCGAAUGAUGUGCGGCUUAUUGUAACAACCAUCAUGGGGAUGGUGUUCGGAUAUUUUAUAGGUGUUUCAUUCCCUUCUGUUUCUUUGAGUAAGAUUGCUUUACCUUCAAGUCUAAUAUCAUCCUUUGAUAUGGGCUUUAAUGAUGAUCAUCGUGCCACUCGUAGCUUUCCUGAAAAUCUUGGCUCGGGUAGUACCCCUGUAACACCAAAGAUAUAUGUUCCCACAAACCCUCGUGGUGCAGAGUCCUUACCACCAGGAAUUGUUGUCGCAGAAACAGAUCUGUAUUUGAGAAGAUUAUGGGGUGAACCUAGUGAGGAUCUGAAAAGAAAGCCCAAGUACCUGGUAACAUUUACAGUUGGUUUAAAUCAAAGGAACAAUAUUAAUCAAGCUGUGAAGAAGUUUUCGGAUGAAUUUCAAAUUUUGCUUUUCCAUUAUGAUGGAAAGACAACUGAAUGGGAUCAAUUUGAGUGGUCACAGCGGGCCAUUCAUGUGAGUGCUAGAAAGCAAACUAAAUGGUGGUAUGCUAAGAGAUUUUUGCAUCCGGAUGUCAUAGCUGCUUAUGAGUACAUUUUCAUUUGGGAUGAAGAUCUUGGAGUUGAACACUUCAAUGCUGACAAGUAUAUUGCUCUGGUAAAGAAACAUGGUUUGGAGAUUUCCCAACCUGGUCUUGAGCCAAACAAUGGAUUGACAUGGCAAAUGACUAAAAGGCUAGGCAACAAAGAAGUCCACAAGGAUACCCAGGAGAAACCAGGCUGGUGCAGUGAUCCACAUUUACCUCCGUGUGCAGCCUUUGUGGAAAUUAUGGCUCCAGUCUUUUCCCGUGAGGCUUGGAGAUGCGUCUGGCAUAUGAUUCAGAAUGACUUGGUUCAUGGAUGGGGCUUGGAUUUUGCAUUAAGAAGAUGUGUGGAUCCUGCACAUGAAAAGAUUGGUGUUGUCGAUUCCCAAUGGAUUGUGCAUCAAGUGAUUCCAUCGCUUGGAAGUCAGGGCGAGUCAGACAAUGGUAAAGCUCCAUGGCAGGGGGUACGUGAUAGAUGCAAAAGUGAGUGGGCGCUCUUUCAGGAUCGCCUUGCAAAUGCAGACAAGUCAUAUUUUUCACAAAUCCAGCACCAGCAUACUUGACUAUGACCAUGUAAAUUGCUUUGUUUAUUUCUUCGUUAGUCCUCACAUUCCCUGAGAGUGGUUUUGGUGGCCGGAUUCUUUCAUGCGAGUUACAUCCUUCUACGGUGUAGAAUAUCCUGUAUAAUGAGUAGCAUUAAAACAUGAUUAGAUACUUAGAAAGAGAACUUUGAUCGUUUGUGCAGAAGUAGAAAUAGGCUGUAUUAGUUUGCUGUACACUAAUGGAUAUCACUACUUGUUUUCUUGUACUUAAAUGCAAUUAACAGAGCUUCUUGUU
This is a messenger RNA of Salvia splendens (bonfire salvia), 1668 nucleotides long. RefSeq lists its product as uncharacterized. Bases 240 to 1394 code for a protein of 384 amino acids. The record is from RefSeq and is a predicted model, not a curated record. The transcript has 14 exons. Lineage: Eukaryota; Viridiplantae; Streptophyta; Magnoliopsida; Lamiales; Lamiaceae.